Molecule: messenger RNA, 5514 nt
Organism: Cinara cedri
Lineage: Eukaryota; Metazoa; Arthropoda; Insecta; Hemiptera; Aphididae
Source: the annotation of a GenBank genome assembly
GUCGCCGACCGCCUCAUCAAUCGUUCCUCCCUUUUCUGGAUAAGAUAAUCAAUAUUUUUCUCAAUUUUCGUUACUACGUAUUCAGCAAUAUAUAUCUCCAGAUUCGUUCCCCGUUGUACUCUUUUUUUCCAAAUUUCAUUCGCACAUAAAAUGGCUUCCAGACGAAUCGAUCCGAAACAAAAGGAAUCCUAUUCGGCAGUCAAAUAUGUUCAGGUUGAAGGAUUGGUAAGUGUUGUACUUUAUUAAAAUCGUUUACGAACAACCUUGUGUAAAUUAUAAAAAUACACAUUAAACAUUUUACACUUUAGGCAUUAAUGAAAAUCGCAAAACAUUGUCAUGAAGAAUGUGCCAGUGAUGUAAUCAUUGCCCAAGGAGCACUUCUGGGUCUGGUUGUUGAUGAUUGUCUUGAAAUCACCAAUUGUUUCGCGUUUCCAAAGAGCGUUGAUGAAUCUAUCAAUGAUGGUGAAUUUUUAUUUAACCGUUAUUGUACUAUAAUAUAGACUAGAUGUCUACAAACUUUUUUGUUACCAAAAUAAUUUAGCACAAAAUGAUUUGGUAUAUAUUUGGUUUCAUUUAUACAAAAACGUGCUGUUAUAAUAUUAUAUUUCAUAUAGUUUUUUUUGGGAGCGAAUGCAGUUUAGCUCCCAGUUUAACUUCAUUUGGAAAUUAUGAUCAAAAAACUUUAAAAUGCUCGAUUUUUCUAAAAAUCGUGGUUUGAGUUUAAAUUACCAAAGAUUUAUAUUUUUAAGUUUUUUUUUUUAGAAAUGAUAUUAAUUAUAUGCUUAACAUUUUUGUGGUUUAUUAACAAUAACAUAAAAAGCAAGUACAAUAGGUGAAUUUUUAUUUAACCAAAAUAUUAAACAUAUAAUUACUACCAUUUCUGAAAAAAAAAUUCAAAAAUAUUAAUUUUUUGAAAGUACCAUCAAAUUAAGCAUGUAAAAACACACAUUUUAGAAAAUCCAAAAAUUCGCUUGGGAGCUAAACUGCAUUUAUGCCUUUCUUUGAUAUUCAUUAAAUAAUAUAAUCAUUAUUUAUUAUUAGACUUAAUAAUUAAAAUUUUUGUUUGUUUCAUAGAAAAAUAUCAAUUAGAUAUGAUGAAAAGUCUUCGUCAAGUCAAUGUUGAUCAUUAUCAUGUUGGAUGGUAUCAAAGUUCUGACGUUGGAAACUUCUUGAGCUUGCCAUUGCUGGAAUCGCAAUUUCAUUAUCAGACCAGCAUUGAAGAAUCUGUGGUUUUAAUUUUCGGUAUGUAUUUGUUUUGUACAUAAAUUUGAUUGCUGUAGGUAUUUAAAAUUAAACUAAUACUGCUAAUUUAAUAAUGAGACAAAAUGUCUAUUGAUGUAUAAACAGAUUAUAAAAAGGUAAUUUAUUUUUUAAGUCAUUACUAUUUAAUUUUGUACAAUUUGUAUUAUAUUUAAUUAAUAUUCUAGAGCUUUUAGAUUCUGACUGGAGCAAGGAAUGUAUUGGUUUUACAGUGAUGUUUAUUUUUUUUUUCUGUGGGCAACUUUUAGCAAUUUUACUCCAAUUUUCAAGUGUAACACUUUUUGAAAGAAAAUCUGACUGGAGUGAUACUUUGGGGAAGGGACAUCCUCAGAAGAGAGCAAAUGAGGCAGUCACCCUCCCCCCCCUUACAUGGCCUUUUUUUUCUUCAGUUUUUUUGUAAUUUAUAUUACACUAGAAAAAUACAUAAAAGUACAUUGUAAAAUCAUGUGAUAUCCCAUAUUAGAUGCAAAAAAAAAAGAAUGUUAUUAGAAUUAAUAACUAAAUUAAUAAUUUAAAGUUUACUUCUUUAUUACAGAAAUUGAAAUUCCUCAAGAUGUAUUUUUAGUGCCAUUGAGGAAUGUGAUUUAGUAUUUUUUCCCUUAAUUAAAAAACUUUUGUUUAUAUUGGGAUCUUAAUCAGAUAGUAUUGCAGAACAUUGGUUAUAUUUGCUAUUUGAUCAUAAAUUAGCACCUAAAUAAUUUUUACUAGAUUAUCAAAAAGGCAUUAACAAUCAAUUGAUAUAGGAAAGGAAAGAUAAAUAAUAGAUUUAAGAAAAGUUUUGAAAGAAAUGUAUGGUUUAUACUGUAUACUUAGUAAAAUUUUGCAUUAUGGUAAAAAAAUAUUCAAUUUUUAUAAUUAUUUUCAUUAUGUCUACCUAUGUAUUGCUUUUUAAUGCAAAUUAAUAACUGGUUAUUGAUAAUAAUUAAUACAAUUUGUCUCUUUUAUUGUUAUAAAAGUUUUAGUUUAAGUGCUGUAGUUUAAUAAAGCAAUUCAAAAAUAUGUUAUUUAUUGAACUAAACAGACAUUUUACUUAUUAAUUAUUAUGUAAAAUAAUUGGAUAAUGUAUAAUACCUACUGGGUAUUACAUAUAAUAACUAAAUUUAUUAAACUAACUACACAGAAACAUAUUCAUCAUAAACUGCAAAUACCUAUAUAGAUUAUAGAUACAGACAGAUUCAUUCAACACACAACAUUCAUUAUUUUGAAUAUUAUUCACUUUUUUUGUAAUUUACUUUUGACAAAUUAUUUAAAAUCUUACAUUUUUUAGUGGUUUGAUAUUUUCAGUCUCUGGAUUUACCCUAAAUAAAUAUCAUCUUUUGGUUUUCAAAUGAAAAACCAUUUAUUUUAUUUAUUUUAUAAAUUCAAUUUUGAUUUAUAAGAAAAAUAUCCUAAUACAUUUCUUAUAUAUUUGAAAUCAUUUCCCAAAAAAGAAUUCCAAAUAAAGUUAAUACUUUUCUUAAUAAUAAAAAUAAAUAUUUUAACCCUGUAUACUUAUAUUUUUUAAGCUUUUGUACAUAGUUUAGUUUUUGCUUUAUAAUUAUUUCCUUGAUUUUCAAUACUUAUUAGAUUAAAAACUUUGUUGAGAAAUCAAAUGGGACGAAUACAUUUGACUGGUUUCUCGUUUUUUGAAUAAUAAUAUUCCAUUAAAUACUAAUAACAUAAUUAAUCACUUUGCCAAAUUAAAACACAAAGUCAAUUUCAAUCUUUAAUCAAUUAAAUAAUAUUCAAAUUCGACAAAUUUAUUGUAACACUAAAUGAGAUGUAAAUAAAUACCUAUAAUAAUUGUAAAUUGUUUUUUCUCACUUUAUGACAUAAUUAUUAAUAUAUAGACAAAUAUUUUAAAUACUAUGAUUAUGUUAAUAAAUAACUCGAUUUCUUCCUAGAAACCGUAAUUUUAAACAUUUUAUUAUUAUUUCACUGUUUUUUAAAUCUAUAACCAUGCCUAUGUCAUAUAUGACAUUACACACCCCGAGUAAAACCACGUAAACUAUCUAUUAAUUAAUGUGUUUAUAUAUAUAUAUAUAUUUAUAAUGCAUGAAGUUUGUCCCCCCUAUAAGGGGGUCUAGGGAUGCCAAUGUUUUGGGGUGGUCAUUUUCCUAGGGAUGUUCAUAAUAAGUAGUAAAAACUUAGGAAAAACUGAAAAAUAUACAAAAUGUAUUAUUUUCAAAUAAUGUUAAGGCCUUUUAAAACAUAUAUAACUGAAUUCCACCCAAAAUCGUUUUUUGUUAACCUAACCAACCUGUCACCUACAACAGUAGCCCAACCGAAGUGUGUUAGUAUUUUCUUUUUUUAUACUGUUAUCAUUUAAUCACCUUUGGGUAGCUUGACACUGCUUUCUGCACUCUCGAAAUAUUUAAUUUUCAACUGUAAUGAAUGCUCAAUAGUAAUUUAAAAACCAUUCCUUUGUAACAAAUUAAUUAAGGUAAAUAGAAGUUAACAGGAUUUUUCCUAUGGUUCUAUACAAUUUAUUCUCAUCAAAAACAUCUAUACAGUGUAACAAAUAAAACACAUUUGCUUUUAUUUAGAUUAUUAAUAAUUUAUUACAUUGUUUUUGUCAUAAUUUAAGAAUUCAAAACACAUACAUAAUUUUUUAUUUUUGUGGUACUGACAUUCACCACUAUGCAAAAUUAAAAAUAAUUUUAUAUUUGUAAUGUGAAAUCAUUAUACAAUAAAUAGUUCAUCACCUGGGCAUCAACAUUAUUGCUGACUGCGUCCGAAAUAAUCACAGUCCAAUGCAAUUCAUUAUAAUUGAAUAAUAAUUAUUAUUAUGUCUGCAUAAUUUUUUAAAUACCAUAAUAUAAUAUGAAUUAAUAUUAUUUUACUUUUUAGAUGCUCCCAAGACAAAUCGUGGAUUUUUGUCUUUAAGCGCUUAUCGUCUUACACCGCAAGCUUUGACUAUGUUCAAAGAAAAUGAUUUUAUGCCAGAAACAUUAAAAGCCUUAAAAGUUGGUUAUGAUCAUCUAUUGGUUAAAGUACCAGUUGUUAUCAAAAAUUCAACAUUGACUAAUAUUCUUCUCUCAGAGUUGAGUUUUAAAAUUAAGAUCGAGGAAGGAUCUGAACAUUUGGAUAUUGGUACUGCGUAAGUAACCUGACAUUAUAUUUGUAUGUAUGAAUUUAUUGCCAAACUGGAAAAAUAAAUGAGUAAUAGGUUCAGGGUGUUUGGAUUGUAUGUAUGUUUCAAUUUUCCAUUUGAAUUACUGAGCCCUUUUUCUGAAAGGAAAUUUAAUUUGAGUGGUACUAUAAGGAGGCCAUUUUUUGAUUUUCCCACUGGUUUUCAUAAUAAAUGAGAAAAAAUUUAGGAAAAACGAGAAAAUUUACUAAAUGUGUUAUUUAAAAAUUCCAAAUAUUAUGGUUUUUCAAAACAUAUAUAACCGAGCUUUUCUCAGAAUCAGUUUUAGUUAGCAAUAGUUAAUCAUUAGAUACAGAUAUACAUUAAAUUUCCCAACUUCUCACCUACAACAGUGGCCCACCCAUUGUGCAAAGUGUGUUAGAUUUUUUUUUUAAUACCUAAUAUUACAUUUGAACAUUAGAAGACACCUAAUUACUACAUGGUUGAAUUGUUAUUGUUCUUAAUUUAAAGAAUAUAUUGUUACAUUAUAGUACCGUUUUGGAAGGACAGUUACGUAAUUUAAUGGACCGUGUAGAUGAUCUAAAUCAAGAAGCCAUUAAAUUCAAUCGUUAUCAACAAGCAGUUGUACGCCAAGUUACAGAUAAGAGUCGUUACUUGCAGAAACGAGUAAUACAUUUUUUAAAGUAUUUAUGAUUGAACAAAUAUGAUUUUAACCAUUUGGUUUUUUUUUCUAUUUAUAGAGUUUAGAAAACCAAGCAAGAGCCGCUAAAGAUGAACCACCAUUACCUGAAGAUGAUAUUACCAAGAUAUUCAGACCAUUGCCAGUACCACCAAGGUUACCACCUAUGCUUAUAGCUACACAAGUUGAUACAUAUGCUGCAGAAAUAGCUAAAUUCUCCACUCAAUCUUUGGCUAAAUUAUAUAUGACCAAAGCAAUGAACACAAAUAAUUAAAUAUGAAAAUAAAAAAAUGUUUAAUAUUCUGAAAAGGAGUUUUUUUAUAAAUAUAUGUUUAAAUAAUGAUACUUUAAAGCAAUCAAUCAUUUAGUUACAUACAACUGAACUCACAUUCAUUAAACUAAUAUUAUAUAUGUAUUAAUUAAUUUUUUUUUAUUUUUUUUAUCUAUUUUGCUUUGAAUAUUUUUGGUUUUUAAGAAUUAUGAUUUUGUUAUUUAGAAUUUGUCU